AUGGAAGAAUCCGAAGGAACUACCCACAAUGGGACAACACAUCUCACCCAACGAAAAAGGGAACAACCUCAUCAAGCAAUUGUAUGGCGCAAUGUCAUGUUGUUUGGUUACCUUCAUUUGGCUGCUGUUUAUGGUGUAUUAUUAAUGUUUACCUCCGCUAAAAUUGCCACAACUAUUUUUGCAAUAUUGAUGUAUCAAGUAUCUUCAAUUGGCAUUACAGCUGGAGCUCAUAGACUUUGGUCACAUCGGGCGUAUAAAGCCAAAUGGCCAUUGCGUGUGAUAUUAAUUGUAUUCAAUACAAUAGCCUUUCAGAACCAUGUGUAUGAAUGGGCUCGUGACCAUAGACUACACCACAAGUACAGUGAAACAAAUGCAGACCCACAUAAUGCAAACAGAGGAUUUUUUUUUUCACAUGUUGGUUGGUUGUUAUGCCGAAAACAUCCAGAAAUUAUAGAAAAAGGACGUGGUAUUGAUAUGGCUGAUUUACUAGCUGAUCCGAUUGUUUCCUUUCAAAAAAAGUAUUACAAGUUCCUGAUGCCAUUGUUGUGCUUCAUAUUACCUACAAUACUACCGGUGUAUUGUUGGGGCGAAAGCUGGGCAAAUUCUUGGUUUGUGGCCACUAUGUUUCGAUACACUUUCUCACUUAAUGUUACAUGGUUAGUAAAUAGUGCUGCACAUAUGUGGGGUGGAAGACCAUAUGACAGGUUUAUAAAUCCUUCUGAAAACAUAACUGUAGCUUUAUUAGCUUUGGGAGAGGGUUGGCACAACUACCACCAUGUAUUCCCGUGGGAUUACAAGGCGGCAGAAUUGGGUGAUUAUAAACUCAAUAUGACAACUGCAUUCAUUGAUUUCUUUGCUAAAAUUGGAUGGGCAUAUGACCUGAAGACCGUGUCAGCCGAUACUGUCCGUAAACGUGUGGAACGUACUGGCUUAAAUGGCCGUGCAGAUACUCGAGCUUCGUGGGGUUGGGAUGACAAAGAUUUGCCACAAUCAGAACGCGAAGCAGCCACAAUUAUCAACAAGCAAGGAUGA
Messenger RNA from Macrosiphum euphorbiae (potato aphid), 1032 nucleotides. The record is from the annotation of a GenBank genome assembly. NCBI's taxonomy places the organism in Eukaryota, Metazoa, Arthropoda, Insecta, Hemiptera, Aphididae.